Messenger RNA from Serpula lacrymans var. lacrymans S7.9, 1333 nucleotides. RefSeq lists its product as uncharacterized. Gene Ontology annotation, molecular function: ATP binding; protein kinase activity. Gene Ontology annotation, biological process: protein phosphorylation. The record is from RefSeq and is a predicted model, not a curated record. The transcript is spliced from 5 exons. Lineage: Eukaryota; Fungi; Basidiomycota; Agaricomycetes; Boletales; Serpulaceae. The annotation marks the transcript as partial.
CUUUCAUGCCCCUUACAGAGGUUAUAAUGCAGAUAUGCGAAUGUAGUGGUCUUUGCAAGACUAGAAAGCGAACUACGUACAUGGAUAACCCAAACUCGAUACCAGAAUCUGUGCGAUCGAACUCAACUCGUCCUGAUGGUUAUUUUGUCCUCUAUGACAGUAAUAAACCCCCGGUUCACAAAGGAUCAAACAAAAACCCUGCAAUUUCUUGGGACGACAUAGCUGUCGCAACUGAAUUCAAGAAGAAGGCUGGCGAUGAUGACAUAGAUGAUAAUGUACGGAAGAUUGUGUGGAGUCUCCAUCACAUCCUGCGAAGCGAUCCCUGCCGAAGAUUUGCGUUCGGCAUAACAGUCGAAGCCAAUCAGAUGAGAUUUUGGUUUGCAAAUCGUUCGACGGUAUUCACUACGAAGCCGUUUGAUUUCAUAGGGGAACACGAGUUUUUGAUACAAUGCGUUCUAUCAUUCACCUACGCGGAAAGGGCGGAUCUUGGAUGGGACCCCACCAUAAAGUGUGUGAAUGUGGAUGGAAAAAUCUGCUACGAUAUCACUGUCCAUUCUCCCAGAGCAGACGGACAAGCUCCAGCUAUCUACCGCACAGAGGAAAUUCUGUCUGACUUUGGGGCUGACGCGCUACGUGGACGAGGAACUCGAGUCUUUAAAGCUCGUCGAUUCAAUAUCCAAAGUGGCGAAGUCGAAGGAAAACCUGUCGCUAUCAAGGAUGCUUGGGUUGACGAGGACCGUGACAGGGAAGGAGAUAUUCGCAAAACGUUCGAAGCUGAAGCCGAUGAUGAUGACAAAAGCGAGAUACGGAAAUACUUCUUGACGGUACUGGAUCAUGGAGAUGUCAUUAUCGACGGGCAUGUUGAUCACACGCGAGAUUUACACUUGCGCAAUGCCAAUAUUCCCUCUGAUUCUCGUUUCCGACUCCAAAGAAAGAAACUUCCAGCUGAUCCCGUUUCUAGCACCGGCUCUGCACCUUCCCUGGGUAUCCCAGGGCAAACUCGUGCUGCUCAUACAGGUCAUUAUCAGUAUUCGUUCAAGGUCCACUAUCGGAUCGUCUUUGAAGAAGUCGUUGAGCCAAUAUACACUUUGAAAUACCUGGCUGAUGUCCUUCGAAUAAUAAUCCAUGGCACCACCAGCCUUCAACUUUUGCACAAAUACGGAUGGGUGCAUCGAGACGUCAGCACCGGUAAUCUCUUGGUGUAUGAAGGCAAUGGGAAAAUGGGCGACUUAGAAUUUACGAAGAAAUCGGACCAGGAAAGCAAUCAUGAAAUCCGUACCGGAACACUCAACUUUAUGGCGGUGGAGGUUGAAACUCAGGAGUACAUCUUCCA